CCAAGUGCUGUUACUUCUGUUUUGUGUAUGUAGCUAAAGAAACCAGAUCCAGUUGCUGUUACUUCUGUUUUGUGUAUGUAGCUAAGGAAACUAGCACAGGUACAAAAUAGAGUUUUUUCCAACCCGAUAUAUAGAGAGUUGAGACUGGAUUUCAGCAUAGGUCUUUGUGGUCCAGUUUCAGAGGCAAGCAUACCAGUGCUAACAUGGAUCUCCAGGACUGUAAGGAAUCCUGAUGAAUCUUUUCCACUUUACCACAAGAAGGCUGGUUUCUCAAGUAUAUUGUGGACUGAAACCUGCUUCUUCCAAGAAACAAAGGACGUGCUUUGAAAUGGCCCGACCAAGUUCAAGUAUGGCUGAUUUUCGAGAAGUAUUUGCUAAAGCAAAGCAUAUAGCUAUUAUUACAGGGGCUGGUGUCAGUGCUGAGAGUGGUGUUCCGACCUUCCGAGGUGCAGGGGGCUACUGGAGGAAAUGGCAAGCUCAGGAACUGGCUACUCCAGAGGCUUUUGCAAGGAAUCCCUCGAGGGUGUGGGAAUUCUACCAUUACCGUAGAGAGCUUAUGAUGAGUAAACAUCCAAACCCCGCACACACUGCCAUAGCAGAGUGUGAGGCCAGGCUAAGCAAGCAAGGAAGGAGUGUUGUGGUUAUCACACAGAACAUUGAUGAGCUCCACAGAAAAGCAGGAACAAGGCACCUCUUAGAAAUCCAUGGUAGCUUAUUCAAAACCCGAUGCACCAGUUGUGGAACUGUGACAGCUAAUCACAAGAGUCCAAUCUGUCCUGCUUUGGAUGGGAAAGGUGCUCCAGAUCCAGAUGCUGAGGACAGCCAGAUUCCUGUAGAAGAUCUUCCUCGAUGUGAAGAAUGCAAUGGCCUCUUGCGCCCUCACGUUGUAUGGUUCGGAGAAACUUUGGAUUCUGAUAUUCUUACAGAGGUUGAAAAAGAACUUGAGAUUUGUGAUCUUUGUUUGGUGGUUGGAACGUCCUCUAUAGUAUAUCCUGCUGCUAUGUUUGCUCCCCAGGUAUCUGCCAGAGGAGUGGCAGUUGCAGAAUUCAACAUGCAAAGCACCCCGGCCACAGAUAGGUUCAGGUUUCAUUUCUCAGGUCCCUGUGGAACCACGCUGCCCCCAGCACUUGCACGCCAUGAAACUGAGAUAAUCUCAUGAACAUUUAUCAGCAACACAGAGGAAAAAACCCAGCUGCUCAUUCAUCAGGGUGCAAGCAUAAGAGAAACGUGGGACUUGUAGAAAACAUCAUGCCUGCAAGUGAGCAAUAGGAUUUAAGGGUGACACUGAAGAAAAUAGAUCAUGAUUUUCCAGUUGGUUACAAAAAUGAGCAAAGCAAAAGAGUUGUCAUGGUCAAGGACAUUGGAUAAGCGGUUACAUUUUUGUUAGACAAAAACGAUUUAUGUGAAAUGAGAGCAUAAAAAUGCCAACAGUUCAAAAGAAGACAUUUGUGCCCUGAAAUAUUAGACUACAUAUUUGGCAAAUCAUAAUGGGGAGGGACUUCAUCAUGACCUUACACUUCUUUGUGACUACACAAAAUAAUUUUAUAAACCAACUGUAAAAUUCUGAGAAAGGUAAGAGUAACCAGAUGGGGCAAAUGACAGCUUUUCAUAUAGUCUACACUCCAGUUUUUGUAGGAAAAUGGUAAACAAGGUGGUCUUUUUCAUGAAGCAGUGCAAUCCUCUUAAAAGGUUUACUUCCAUCCAGGAUGGUGCACAUUUCUUUGUGGUGAUCAGUGUGAGAAAAUAAUUAAAGGAACAUAGGUAGCAGCAUCCAUGUACAAAGUAUACAUGCUUAAUUUCUUCUCGCUCUUGGACUUGUAUGAAUGUAUCUGUGGGUUUGUUUUAUUAGUCUUUUACUUGUUUUGUCACUAAGAUAAGAUAAACCAAUGCUUUGUCUGUUUUGUUCCAAAGCAGUUUUCCUAUCAAAACAUCAAUAUAUAUUAGCAGAUCUCAUUAUAUAAUUAGUGCUGCAUUAGAUACCACACUAACCAUGUUUGCACUUCCUCUCAACUAUGAUAAAACAUCAGUAACUGGGAAAUGGAAUAGAACGCAAUGCUGAGUACUGUGAAACAGAACUUUCAACUUUUUGAUUAUAAUAUGGGUCUGCAGUUUUCUUUUUUAAAUUUAAUAUUAAUAUAUAAUAUAUAGAAGAAUUUUGGAGUAAUCAGUGUGCUUCACAUAUAUUAUCAUUAUCCAUCAAUUGUAAGAGGCUUUGUCAUGAGCAAAGUUUCUGGAGCUGCAAGGAAUAUAAGCUCUCUCAAAAUUUGAAGUCAGUUUAAGCUAACAUCCCCCAACCCCCAUAAACAAACGGCCUAGAAGGGGAAGCCAGCAGGGCUUAUGCUGGCACCAUCUGGCAGAAUGAGAAAGGAGUAUAGCCUUGCACAUGGUGCAUUCAUGCCAGUUUGGUGCUCAAAGAUGUGCACCACCCUCAAUCUUAGAACAAUCAUGUUGAAGAAAUGUUAGAUGGCAACUUCUUGCAGCAAAAGCUAUAGAAGGGCACUGGACUGGUGCCUUUUAAAAACGUAACAAUUUGGGCAGCAUUCUACAUGGUUAUAUGGGAGCAAACACAAUGGAAUUUACAUUUGGGUAAACAUGGAUAGGCUUGUGUUGUUUUAGUAUACGCUUUUGCCACGUUUCUUUUGGCUAGUGCCUAAGUGCAGUUGCAUUCUGGAUAUUGGAAUCUUGGGCAGUGGGUCAGAAAUGGAGCGGUUUCUGCUGCGCAGACGCCUUAUGCCCUAACAAUGCGAGGGGAAAUUAUGUAUGUGAUUUGUACUGUUCUUUCACAAAAGAAAAUAAACUACGUAUUAAUCUGAAAA
This is a messenger RNA of Podarcis muralis (Common wall lizard), 2816 nucleotides long. RefSeq names its product sirtuin 5 (gene SIRT5). NCBI's taxonomy places the organism in Eukaryota, Metazoa, Chordata, Lepidosauria, Squamata, Lacertidae. Gene Ontology annotation, cellular component: nucleus. The record is from RefSeq and is a predicted model, not a curated record. Gene Ontology annotation, molecular function: protein-succinyllysine desuccinylase activity; NAD+ binding; histone deacetylase activity, NAD-dependent.